Molecule: messenger RNA, 1308 nt
Organism: Humulus lupulus (European hop)
Lineage: Eukaryota; Viridiplantae; Streptophyta; Magnoliopsida; Rosales; Cannabaceae
Product: protein trichome birefringence-like 38
Exons: 5
Coding region: 1-1308 (435 amino acids)
Cellular component (GO): Golgi apparatus
Molecular function (GO): O-acetyltransferase activity
Source: RefSeq, a predicted model, not a curated record
AUGGAGUGCAUGAUCAUCAAAACUAGCCCUAGAAAAUCAUCAUCAUCAUCAUCAUCAACAUCAUUAUUAUCAUCAUGUUGGGGUUUCUCUUUGGCCAUAGCUUUAGUUUUGUCAUAUGUUCAUAUAGCAAGAUCUUUGGGAGAUGUUGAUUAUGAAGAUAAUUACAAAAUAAUAGGAAUUAGCAGUAAUAAUAAUAAUAAUAAUAGUAUGGUGAUUAGUGGUAAUAGUAAUAUUAGUAGUAUUAGUAGUAGUUCGUGUAAUGUGUACGAAGGGAAAUGGAUUUACGACGAGUCGUAUCCUCUUUAUGACUCGAAGGCUUGUCCUUUCAUCUUCAAAAGGUUCAAUUGCCUAAAGAAUGGUCGCCCUGAUAAUCUCUACCUCAAGUACAGAUGGAAACCUACUAAUUGUGACUUGCCAAGAGUGCAUGGUAGAGAUUUCUUGAAGAUUUUAAAAGGGAAGAAGAUGAUGUUCAUAGGUGAUUCUAUAACUCUCAACCAUUGGCAAUCUCUUCUCUGCCUCAUUCAUGCUGAUCUUCCCCCUAAUUCUAAUAUCAUUAGACAAACCACUGAUUUUUAUUCUGCCGUAAUUUUUAAGGAUUACGAUGUGUCAAUAUUACGAUCCAAUUCUCAUUAUUUGGUGGACAUUGAAGAGGAAAAGGUGGGUCGUAUUUUGAAGCUAAAUUCACUGAAAAUGGGAAAAGUAUGGAAAGAAAUGGACAUUCUCAUCUUCAACACUUGGCUUUGGUGGAAUCGAAUCGACUCAGCUGGCCAAAACUCUACAUUUGAUUAUAUUCAAGAUGGUAACGAGUUGUUCACAAAAAUGGAGCCAAUGGAUGCUUUUCAGAAGGCUUUGAUGACUUGGGCGAAGUGGGUUGACUCAGAUGUCAACACAACAAAGACUAAAGUCAUUUUUCAAGCUAUUACUCCAUCUCAUUACAAUGGGGAGGAAUGGAAUGAAACACUAUUGGUGACAAAAUGUGGGUCAGAGACAGAAACUAUAGGCAGUGGAUCAUCAUCAUCAUCAGUAGAGGAAGAAGAUCAGUUGACAAAUGCUUGUGAAGGAGAGAUCCAGCCCAUAAGUGGACCAGUCUACCCUGCCGGUUUGCCCUCGGAAUGGUUUAUCUUAAAAGACAUUUUAGAUAACAUAAAGAAGCCAGUUCAUUUUUUUGACAUAACAACAUUGUCACAACUUAGAAAAGAUGGGCAUCCUAGCAGUUAUAAUGAUUUUGGGGGAGUGGACUGCAAACACUGGUGCAUUGGUGGAGUUCAAGACACUUGGAAUCAGCUUCUAUAUCAAGUAAUUAAGUAG